This is a messenger RNA of Ostertagia ostertagi, 1224 nucleotides long. Lineage: Eukaryota; Metazoa; Nematoda; Chromadorea; Rhabditida; Trichostrongylidae. The record is from the annotation of a GenBank genome assembly.
AUGGAGAAGAAGCAAGAGACAACUUCGGGCACUUAUGUCGAGACAUGUUCGACCUCCUCGACCAGAUCUCAGACCUCGUUAGUCUCAUCUAAUGUAUGGUGCACACGUUUCAGUAUCACAUCUAUGUCUCCAAAACACCUCCCGGAUUUCCUUGGCCAAGUUGUCUAUAAAACAUCUGUGCUUCACCUUCAACCGCGCCAAAUGACGAUUGAUAUGGCAGUGUUAGGAGGGAUGCAAGAUCGAACAGGUUCCACUCUCAUUGCUCCUUUGUCACACAUGAGAAUAUCGCUCAUUAUUCAAGCAUCCAUCACGAAUACUCAUACGAUAUCAUCAUGCACUUCGCCAGCGACGAGCGAGGUCGAAGUAGACGAUUUGGCUGUUCUCGUUUCGCAGCAACGUUUUCGAGAUGAUGAUGGGUUGACGCGCGAGGAGCGGGCGUUUUUUGACAGAGUUGUUUCUGAAUGCACCUCACUGCGAGCGGCUAUGGACGCUGGAGGGAUUGGUACGUCAUCGUCACAGGGAACAUCACAGCUUCAAAGGACGAAAUCAUCCCCCGGCUCGGAGUUGAUUCGUCUUGAUGACACGGAGCAAACGAUGAGCACUACUAGCACGUGGCAUGACGAAAUUGAUUCACUCGAAUACAUCGAUGGAGUCGACGAUCGCGAUCCUCUGAUACCGGGCACAUCAUCUGCAGUGGCUUCUGUUAGCUCAGCUCCCAGUUCGUCAGCGGCGGUGAAAGCUGGCCAACAACGGGACAGCGAUGACAUCAAAGCGCAUCUUGAUAAGUUAGCAAGAAUCGCAGGACAGCUCAGUCAUCGUCAUGCAGAUUUCAACCCUAAGCGAGACCGUGCGUCCAUAAACAAGAUGCGUUCACAGAUGAAAGAACUGCUUCGAAGGGUGAACGAAAUCGAGAAGAAGGUGGGCAGUGGAGAUGUAAGAGGCGAAGUGAGGCAGUUGAUGCGCACUUUAGAAGAAAUGAAAUGCGCUCUUGGAGAGGGCCCGGCGCCGAAAUCGACGUCGGCAACUCCUAUCCUCACAAUGCACAAUAAGACGCCAUUCUGGAAUGAACAUAAUCAGGUGUACCAGGUGGAAAUGGAUGGAAAACAGGUGUUGCAAUUUGGGCGAAUCGAAGGUGGUGCAUACACUUUGGAUUUCCGCCGACCAUUCUCUGCAACUCAAGCAUUCGCCGUCGCUCUUGCAACAAGUAUCACACAAAGACUGAAG